CAAAUAUUCGUUAACAAAAAACCAACGACAAAAAAAAUUUCAUUGUAUUAAUAUUUUUUUCAUCAACUAGUGUCAAAUUUCAAUGUCGGACCUUACCCUCUAUUUCACUCACAUUCAAUGUUUCUCACUCUCAUAUGCGAUGCAUUUAAAAAACGAACGAGUCGAAGAGAAAUAGCAACCUAUAAUUCUUAGGAUGGUACCUCCCUCAAUAAUAGGCGCGUAGCAAACCCAAACGUGUGACUAAUAAACAAGAAAUACAGUAGUGAUAACAAAAUGGUUCUCGCAGAUUUAGGACGUAAAAUAACAUCUGCACUUCGAUCCCUUAGCAAUGCAACUGUCAUUAACGAAGAAGUUUUAAAUUCUAUGCUAAAGGAGAUAUGCGCGGCAUUACUUGAAGCAGAUGUUAAUAUUAGGCUUGUCAAAAAAUUAAGAGAGAAUGUACGUCUUGUAAUUGAUUUUGAUGAUAUGGCUGGUGGUCUUAACAAAAGGAGAAUGAUACAGAGUGCUGUAUUUAAAGAACUUGUAAAGCUUAUCGAUCCUGGAGUGAAAGCUUAUCAGCCGAUCAAAGGAAGACCAAACAUAAUCAUGUUCGUUGGUUUACAAGGUUCAGGAAAAACAACUACUUGUACGAAGCUUGCUUAUCAUUAUUUAAAAAAAAAUUGGAAGGCUUGUUUAGUUUGUGCCGAUACUUUUCGUGCUGGUGCGUACGAUCAAAUAAAACAAAAUGCAACAAAAGCAAGAAUUCCAUUUUACGGAAGUUAUACCGAAGUAGAUCCAGUUACAAUAGCACAAGACGGCGUUGAAAUGUUUAAAAAGGAAGGUUACGAGAUCAUUAUCGUUGAUACAAGUGGUAGGCACAAACAAGAAGAAUCUUUGUUCGAAGAAAUGCUUCAGGUUGCGAAUGCAAUUCAACCAGACAAUAUAAUUUUUGUAAUGGAUGCAACAAUAGGUCAAGCUUGCGAAGCUCAAGCAAAAGCCUUUAAGGAACGUGUUAACGUCGGUUCUAUUAUUAUUACAAAACUUGACGGACACGCAAAAGGUGGAGGUGCUCUUUCAGCGGUUGCUGCAACACAAAGUCCAGUAAUCUUUGUAGGUACAGGAGAACAUAUAGAUGACCUAGAACCUUUUAAAACAAAACCUUUUAUCAGUAAAUUAUUGGGUAUGGGCGAUAUCGAAGGACUUAUAGACAAAGUCAAUGAAUUAAAUCUCGAUGAUAACGAAGAAUUACUCGAGAAAAUCAAACAUGGUCAAUUUACUUUAAGGGAUAUGUAUGAACAAUUUCAGAACGUUAUGAAAAUGGGACCAUUUUCUCAACUAAUGGCAAGUCUUAUUUUUUUUGCUUCUCUUUUUUAUUCGUUA
Apis florea (little honeybee) is the source of this 1359-nucleotide messenger RNA. It is a transcript of the gene Srp54k, whose product is annotated as signal recognition particle 54k. Gene Ontology annotation, cellular component: cytosol; signal recognition particle, endoplasmic reticulum targeting. Gene Ontology annotation, molecular function: 7S RNA binding; ATP hydrolysis activity; endoplasmic reticulum signal sequence receptor activity. The record is from RefSeq and is a predicted model, not a curated record. Gene Ontology annotation, biological process: SRP-dependent cotranslational protein targeting to membrane, translocation; SRP-dependent cotranslational protein targeting to membrane. Lineage: Eukaryota; Metazoa; Arthropoda; Insecta; Hymenoptera; Apidae.